Molecule: messenger RNA, 1652 nt
Organism: Larimichthys crocea (large yellow croaker)
Lineage: Eukaryota; Metazoa; Chordata; Actinopteri; Sciaenidae
Gene: cln6a
Product: CLN6 transmembrane ER protein a
Exons: 8
Coding region: 198-1109 (303 amino acids)
Biological process (GO): lysosome organization
Cellular component (GO): membrane; endoplasmic reticulum
Source: RefSeq, a predicted model, not a curated record
GAUUGGUGGAUUAGCCGGACGGGCGGGAAGAAGGCGGCAACCAGGAAGAGGAGAAGCAGUCCUGCCUGCCCAUGGCGACGAGUGAAUGAUGUUUACUUUAGUUUACUGUCGUUAACCUUAAACUGUUUGGACCACAGGGUGGCGAGAGGGAGAGAAACGCUGCUGUCACUGUAGAGCUAGACCAACGAUACUGAAAAAUGCAGAGUGUACGAAAACGUCGAGGCAACGAUACACACACGACAACACAACAUAGCACUCCUGGUGGUUUGAAGGAAAAUGUGCCACAGAAGAAAACCCAGCACUUCCACUCUGACCUGUGGUUCUGUCUGACUCUGCAGAACUGGAUACUGGACUUUGGACGCCCUAUUGUCAUGAUCAUCCUUCCUCUGGAGUGGUUUCCCCUGAACAUGCCAAGUGCUGGAGAUUAUUUCCACAUGGCGUACAAUGUCAUAACACCAUUCCUAAUGCUCAAGCUGAUUGAGCGCAGUCCCAGGGCGCUCUCUCGCUCGGUGGUCUACCUCUGCAUCAUCACUUUCGUCAUGGGAGCCAGCAUCCACCUGGUGGGAGACUCCAUCAACCACCGGCUUAUCCUGAGUGGUUACCAGCUCCACCUGUCAGUCAGGGAGAACCCCAUCAUCAAAGACCUCAAACCUGCCUCACUGAUUGACUCCUUUGAGCUGCUCUAUUAUUAUGAUGAACAGCUGGGACACCUAAUGUGGUAUAUUCCUUUCUUCAUCAUUCUGUUCAUCUAUUUCACCGGCUGCUUCACCAAGGCCAAAGAACAGAGGAUUCCAGUGUCAGGUUGGCUGUUGCUGGGUCCUAGCGCUCUUUAUUAUUGGUACUUGGUCACCGAGGGACAAAUCACAGAACUCUUCCUCCUCACCUCCCUGGCCAUGGUUGCCAUGGUGAUAUAUCAACAACGUAAAGGCCUGACUCCAGACAGCAAUGGCCUGUUCCUGUUAUGCAGUUUCUGUGUUACUGCACUCCUGGUGGUCCUGUGGGUGGUCUAUCUGUGGAACGACCCAGUGCUACGCAACAAGUACCCCGGACUCAUUUAUGUGCCAGAACCAUGGUCCUACUACACCUUGCAUGUCAAGAAGAACGGCUGAAUUACAUCUGUCCAGCAGAUUUCCUCUGACAGAAAUAGCGGCUGCACUCGUGAUGACUUCAACGAUUAAUUCUGUUGAUGUGCACCAACCUCACUGUCAGACACGAAGAAGAACGUCUCCUCUGUCUGUUGAUAUUUAGUGAAACGUUGCUCUAUUUGUCUGACUUGACACUAACUUUAAAUUUUAUUUUCAAGAUUAGAGUUAAAGAAUUUUGAUCCCAUUUCACUUUUGUAAUGCUUUAUAUUUGCAUAGAGAGAUGCAAGUAAUUGAUUAAAUUACCACAAAGUAAUUGCCACUCAGACAACCUGGGCCUUUUGGGACUUCUGAGGGUUUGGGACUCUGGGACAGUUUGUCUCCUUUUGGUUGCUUUGCACAUUUGGUAGUCUAGACUUGUAAAAGCACAGUGGCAUCAUUUUCUCUCCCCAUUUUACAAUAAAUGUAGACCAGCUGCCUGUUACUCACCACGUAAAUGACAAAGUUCUUUUCAUGAAGAAACUCAAGGUCAAUAUAUCUACUACAUAUUUACUGAAAAUAAAUAAAUAA